UUUAUUUCCCUCCCUAAUGUCCAGCUCUGAUCACAGCUGGAAACCUCUUAUUACAAGCUUUCUUUGGGGAGAGCCAGCCCUGUGGCCAGACGGGCAGGGCUCUGCAGCCCCGCGGUGUCCUCUGGAUCCCUUUACCAUCUACAGGCAGGGGUCAGACGGUUCCCGUGUCCCUGGGCUGCUGAUGCUCCGUCCUGCUGGCUCCUUCGGUGGCCAGGGUGCCUCUGCCUGCCGGUCACCGCUGACUCAGGGUUGCACGCUGGGGCUGGGCGUGUGAGCCUGGAUGUCCUCCCAGUAUCUUUGUGAGGAUUGGCCGGGAAUCACAGCCAGGCUGCACCUAGAGGGCUGCCAGCAGGCGCUGCGCUCUGACCAGCAGCCAGCUCCAGUGAGGAAGGGGACUGGAGAUGCUGAGGAGGAAAGCUGCUCUAAAACUGCUCCAUAGUCUGAUCUGCAUGGUGGGGUGGAGUGAUGUCCUGAUGUCACUUGUGGGCUCCACUUCCAGGCAGAGGGCCCUGAGAGGGGCUGGGCUAUCUGCUGAGCCCCAAACCACUGCAGACUCCUGGUCUUUAAGACUGUCAUGUUACAGACUGGGGGAAUUUGGGAUGAGUAGCUUCAGGGCAUUUCUGGGGGUGUCCUGGCUUUGAUUCCUAGCCUGAUCUUGGGGUGCCUGUGUUCUGGGGUUGCACAGGGCUCCUGGCUGUGCCAGCGGUGGCCAGUGGUGCCUGCUUUGUAUUAUUGGAGCAAGUCUCUGAAGAGCCCCAGGGACCAGGGGUUUGGGCAUGUGGCUUUGGUGCUGUUGUAUUUUAGAAAUACUAUUUUGUGAAAAUGCCUGCUAUCUCUCUGCUGCAGUUUACUGCUAGCUAGAAGAUGAUUUCAAAGUAUUAGCAGGUUCUCCCUAGGGACAAGGUACAUUUUGUUCUGUAUGGGCACAAGCUCACACAAGCUGUGGUACCUAUGUGAGACACAGGUGAACUGCAUCACAUGUGCAUCCCUCAAGGUUCAGCUGUUUUCUUACGGUGCUAGGUCUGCUCCAAGGGCAGGAAGAUGGAUCACAGUGUGCUCCCGGCUAUCUUUGGGAGGGAGGUUUACUCUCCCAGGGCUCUGUCCUUGGUGCCCUUAUCAUCCCAGCCUCCAUUAUCUGUCUGCCUAAGCCCAUCUACAAACAGGAAUUCACAAUCUGUCUCGUGCCGGUGACAAACCUGCACUGCUGCUCUGCUCUGUAGGUCCUGUGGCUCUUCUCAACUGGGAGUUGCAGCCCCUGCCCUCGCCCAGCAUCUGGCUUUUCCUGGCCAUCCUGCAGCAUGACUGUGUGGCAUGGCACCCUGGAAUGCAAUGCAAGUACUUUUUUGAAGUUAGUCAGAAUUACCCAAGCAUUCCUGGAGGUGGCUAGGGGACUGGAAAGGAUGUGGGGUUGGGAAUUUGAAGGAAGAAGAGUAACAAAGCUGUUUUAGUCCUGGAUUGCAAGCACAGACCAUGUCCUCUUGUAGCCUGUAGCAGAGUUAUUUGGGGUAGGGCUCCAGCAGUAGCAGCUGGCUGCACCCCUCUUGCUGACUCCUGCACUUUUGUUAUGAAUUUCGUAAUGGUUUUGGGCUUAUCUGAAGCACCAACAGCCAGAAUUGGAGGAGCGCGUGACAGUCCAUGAGGUGGCGGGAACUAGCCUGUCCCCUCCCUGUUCUGCAUGUGUGGUGUUGGGUAGAUCCUGGUGUUUUAUCCAUUCAUCUUUCUCAGUCAUGCAGCUGCAGAGUGAAUCAGGCAGAAAUUUUCAGUGUGGAGGCAUCCUGAGUAAUUGGAAGGGUCUUGGGCUGAAACCAGCACAGGGGUUUGUGCAGUAGACUCUCCUGAAAGCAAGGGGGAAGAUCCCCUGUGCCACCUUCUGACCUGCAGCUGCGUCCCCUGCAUGUUCAGGGUGCUGGGGGUGCCCAGACACUGUUUGCAGCACAAGUUGUUGGUAGCCCAUGUCUGCUGCAAGGAAAUCAGUGCUGGUCAUGGGGCUGUGCAAAGUGUUUACCUGGCUCCCCAUGCUCCUCGGCAGUGCUUUUCCCUCGAGGAGGAUGACCUGAACUUAACAUCGUUGGAUGCAGAAACCAUCUUAGAAGCUGAAGAGAUCCUGGGGACAAUGCAGAACUAUCUCGACUCCUCUGUGAUCUCCAUCAUUGAGGAUUUUUCUCUGAGCGAGCAGAGCAAGGCCUGCCUGGAUGCACAGAACGAGCUGUCCCUGCUGACUGCCAUCACAGAGAUCUUGGACAGCACAGAUGAUGAGACCCUGUCCCCCUUUGACACCAUCAUGGAUGCAGAGCUGCUAACCUCACCUCGUGAGCGGGAGAAUCCCUCGUUUCAGAAGUUUCUCACCUUAUCUCGCCCAUUGCUGGAGUGUGAGAGCCCUACCCUGGAACAGCCUAAGGCUCUCAGGCCUCUCAGCAGCAGCAGCAGCAGCAGCGUCUCUGUGGUUGGGAAGAUUGACACAGAUGUGACCUGGGACCGUGCUGCUCAUGGCCUCGAGGACCCAAUGCUGCCAAAGAAGCAAGUCUGCAGCACCCCAAGGGUGGAGCGGAAGGCGGGCUGGCACCGAGUCCGAGAGCAGCCCCUGCCACAGCGCAGUGAUGGGGAGGAAGAAGAGGAGGAGGCUGCCUUGGGCCUGGAGCUAGACAGCAGCAUGGGGGCUGUGGAUUUCUGUGUGAGUGAGGCUGGGGCAGUGCUGGAGGAGCAUGAAGACCCCUGCAUCAUCAAUACAGGUGAUGUAUCCCUGAGUGAGCUGGUGAAGUCCAUGCACCCCUACUGCCUGCCCACCUUUACUGUGUGCCUGGACCCUGACACUGAGCCUGUGGCCAAAGAACUUCUGAGCAGUCCUGUCUUGCUGGAAAUUGUGCCUCGAGAGGGAGAGAGUGUGGAGAUCCCUGUGGUCCUGCAGCCCUUGACUCCCAGCUCCUCUGACCUGGAGCCCCAGCUCCUGGGAGUAGAGGAGAGUACCAGGGAGUCAGUCCCAGAAGAUCGAGGGGAGCUGCCAGGAGCUCCAAAACAGAAAAAUGGGGUGGAAGAGGAGGAGAAAAAACUGCCUGGGAAAGAGCCUUCAUGCACUGUCCCAGAGGCUACCUCCCCACUGGAGACAGUGGCAUCUGGAGCCUCAGGUCCCAAUGGCAGUUCCUGGCACAGUACAGAGGCCCCUGCAGAUGGAAAACGUCAAGGCUCUGAGAAGGGACGGGGCCGUGAGAGAGCAAGGAAGAGUCGGAAAAAGAAAACAGAGGAGGGCCAAAGCAAGCAGGCCAGGCCUGGCAGGGACUGUGUAGCCCACCGGCUCCGUUCCACUGGCUCUGGACCGCCCCAUGUCCAGCCAGCCAUCAGCCGGCAGCGGGCAGAGUGUCCCUCUGUUCAGGUCUCAGACUUCUUAGCUCAACAGCUGGAACGAGCCCGGAAGGAGGGGCAGAUGGAGCUGCAUGCUGAGCGGGCACCAUGCCCCCGGGGCAGGCCUCGGAGCACAGCAGGGGCCUUCCUGCCCAAGAAAGUGAAGCAGGAGCUGCAGAAGGAGCCAGCACCAGAAACAGUCAGUGUGGCCCUGGAGAAGAUCAAGACUCUGGCACCCCUAGAGAAAACUGCACCAAGCGUGGAGGGGCAGCCAGCAGCUGUAUGUCCCAGCCUGACAGACCAGGCUGGGGACCAGGGAGAUGCACAGCCAUCUGCCAAACAGAGCAGUGGGGUCUUGGAGGCUGCCUCUCAGCUCCCGGAGCAAGGUGUUGGGCUGGAGCCUACCCAGAGCCUGCCAGCAGCAGAGCCGAGUGAGGGCCUGCCUAAGGAAGCCAAGCCCAAGGCCCUGAGCCUGCGUGAGUACCGCAUCCGCAUGCUGCACCGUCAGCUCAGCACGGGUGGCAGCCAAGAAGGCAAGAAGCAAGUGGCCAGCAAGUGGCCCAGUGUCCCUGAGCCUCCGACAGAGCUGGCAGAGAUCCCCUGCCUGGUGUCACCCAUGCGCUCUGCCACCGAGGCAGACGGUGCUCAGAAGGGACUAGACAAACCCACCAGCCCUGCUGCUGUCCCUUCUCCUACCAGCAAAGCUCCCACUGCUCUGACUUCAGCCCCAGCACCUGCCACAGCUCCGCCACCCCCAUCAACACCAAUGCCUUUUGUUGCACCAAACGUGCCCCCAGCUGCUGGGGUGGCCCCCACUGGGAUGCCGCCAGCCUCUGCCGGUGCUUAUGCCCUUUACCCACCAGUGCCUUCCUGGCCCUGCUUCAGCCCACAGCCCAUGGGUUGCCAUGGUUUACCCCCACCACCCAGUGCCAGCUCCUCCAAUACUUUUCACAUGGUGCCUGGCCUCCCGCCUCCAGCCAUGGCCUGGCCCCCUCCACCUGUGCCGCCCCCGCCUCCAUUUGGCCCAGGUGGCCCCUAUGCCCCAGUUGGGUGGGCACCGCCAUCCUACUGGCCAGGAAUCCCCGUGCCGCCUCCGGUGCCUUCCCUUGCGUACAGGGACCCCGGAGCAGCAGUGCAGGCCGUCCCCACCUUCCCAGCGGGCAGCCACCCUGGCACAGCCCUUCUGCAUGGGCAGUCUCCUGCCACCCCUAUGCUCAGCUGCCCAGAGCCACCAGCCUUCCCUGCCCAGUCGCCUGCUGCCCCGACCAGCGAGAUGGGGGCUGCAGGUGGCCCAGCUAGGCCAGUGACUGGCAGGGUGUCAGGCCCCAGGAGGCAGGCACGGCUGGCAGGAGAGAGCUCUCUACCCAAGGCCCCUCUGGCUCCAGCCCCAGCCCAGCCCCUGCCAGCCCCCUCAGCUGCCACUGCCCAGCCCAGCAGGAUCCCUCCUGCAGUGCCAGUCCCCCAGGCUGUCCCCACCCAGCCUCUGGAGGAGCCCCAAACUUCGGUGCCCAACCAGCUCCCAAAGGCCCCUCCAGCUGCCACCUGCUGCCCAGAAGAGGCAUCUCCCAUCCCUGUUGGGGAGUCCCCUGGCACCCAUGCCAUGGAGAAGGCUGUAGGGCCAGGCAAGGAGGCAGUGGAGAAAGCCCUGUUGGAGCCCGAGGCAGCUGCUGGGCAGGAGUUGCCUGGCCAAAAAUCCACCUCCCAGGCUGUGGCACUACCACGGAAAGCAGGUCGAGAGAGCAGCCUUCCCACUAAGGCACCCACUGUGCGGCCAUGGAGGCACCAGCCACUCCUCAGCCCAGCCCAGCCCAGCGACGGCAGCAAGGACAUUGUGCAAGCCUUCAUCAGUGAGAUCGGGAUUGAAGCCACCGACCUGUCCAGCCUGCUGGAGCAGUUUGAGAAGUCUGAAGCCAAGAAGGAGGAAAUUGCACAGCCCCCUGAGGAAGGACUGCUGACAGAGAGUUCUGGGCCUGAGAUCCAGCAGGAUGCACCAACCCAGCAGGACAGGAAGCCCCCAGAUGGCCUGCAGGCCUCUGAGCUGGCCAAUGUGGCAGGCCUCACACCCCCAGCGACACCUCCUCACCAGCUCUGGAAGCCUUUGCCUGCUGUCUCACUUCUGGCCAAGACAAAGUCACCUGGGUCCAUGCCCCAGGAAGGCCUCCAGAAGACGACCAAGCUGAUGACAGCCAAGCCACUGCUCCCAAAUAAGAUCCAAGUGAAGAGCAUGGUGCCAGCCCCUGCCGGCACAGCCCCCAGCCACGUUUGCUCAGGAGACCAUGACUACUGCAUCCUGGGUACACCACGGCCCGAGAACAGCAAUAUCCCUGGCACGCAGCCCCCUGCCAAAAGUGGCUCCCGCUGGAAUGUCAAACACCACCGGGACAUCACUAUCAAACCCAUCUCCUCCUUAACUAAACGGACGCUGGGCCAACCUGAGCCCACCCCACCAGCCCCUAACACCACCAUGGGGCACAGCCAGGAGCCCCUGGGGAUGGCCAGCCUAGCUCCCCUGGAUUAUCGGACUACCAUCCCCAACAAGGCCACCACUGGGUGCAGCAGUCCCCCCACCUCAGUGCUCCUGUCUCCAGCUGCAUCCCCCUGCCGGGACCAGGAGGUGCGGAUUCCCAGUGCCCAGCCCAGCCAUGCUGCUGCCAAGAGGUCCCUGCGCUGCUACCGGAGACCCCAGGACUCAUCCUCUACUGACAGCUGGAGGGCUGGCCGGAGCCGUGCCAGCCGUUCUUUCAGCUCCAGUUCGGAUGGAGCUAGUGAGUCCUCGUCUUCAUCUUCAUCCUCGUCCUCCCGAUCCCGGUCACGGUCGCUCUCCCCACCCCCCAAGCGGUGGCGAAGGUACCGCUCAAGAUGUUCCCACAGCUCCUCCUCUCGCUCCAGCUGUGGGUCAUGUGGCAGGUCCCGGGACAGGUCCUCAUCCUCAUCAUCAACAUCCUCCUACUCAUCCAGGUCCACAUCCCGCAGCCAGUCCCGCUCCCCCUCACCCCGCAGGAGGAGUAACAGGUGGAGAAGAUACAGUUAUGAUGCACAGGACCACUACCAAAGGCAGAGGAUCCUCCAGAAGGAACGUGCAAUAGAGGAGAGGCGAGUUGUGUUUAUCGGCAAGAUCCCCAGCAGGAUGACACGGUCGGAGCUGCGGCACCGCUUCUCUGUAUUUGGGGACAUUGAGGAGUGUACCUUGCAUUUCCGCUCUGAGGGGGAUAAUUAUGGCUUUGUCACCUACCGCUAUGCUGAGGAAGCCUUUGCCGCCAUUGAGAGUGGACACAAGCUGCGGCGCCCAGACGAGCAGCCCUUCGACUUGUGCUUUGGUGGUCGCAGGCAGUUCUGCAGGAGGAAUUACGCUGACUUGGAUUCAAACCGGGAGGAUUUUGACCCAGCUCCAGUCAAGAGCAAGUUUGACUCCCUGGACUUCGACACUCUGCUGCAGCAGGCACAGCGCAGCCUGCGGAGGUAGCGGCAGGCAAGGCGGAGCACCCGCCCCCACUUUUAUACUCAAAUACAAAAGGCAAAAAAAGUAUGGAGAGAGAGGUGAGGUUUUUAAUAAAAUGAAAAAGGAAAAAAAUUUGUUUUAUAACCAAUAUUUAAGGAGGAUGGGUCAUUGGCCUUCAACUGGAGCAGUCCAGGCAAGUGGCAGCCCUGGGCUUGCCCCAGACGUAUAAUAAAUGCGGAUGCCCAAACAGCA
Molecule: messenger RNA, 7027 nt
Organism: Cyanistes caeruleus (blue tit)
Lineage: Eukaryota; Metazoa; Chordata; Aves; Passeriformes; Paridae
Source: RefSeq, a predicted model, not a curated record